Molecule: messenger RNA, 6103 nt
Organism: Vidua chalybeata
Lineage: Eukaryota; Metazoa; Chordata; Aves; Passeriformes; Viduidae
Gene: MBTPS2
Product: membrane bound transcription factor peptidase, site 2
Exons: 12
Coding region: 651-2045 (464 amino acids)
Biological process (GO): membrane protein intracellular domain proteolysis; regulation of response to endoplasmic reticulum stress
Cellular component (GO): membrane; cytoplasm
Molecular function (GO): metalloendopeptidase activity; protein binding
Source: RefSeq, a predicted model, not a curated record
AUUAUCUUGUAAUUGUCCUAACUCUAGUUUUUUAUUACUCUAAUUGUAUUGCUAUUUUUAUAACCAUUUCAUUAUUAAACUUUUAAAAUUUCUAAAAACAAGUGACUGAUGUUUCUCACAGGCCCGCGGCUGGAGAAUCAGCACUGACCGUGGCCUGGGAAGGAAACACGGGGCCAGGAAGCAUCUGCUUGAAAGCCAUCCUCCCAGGCAGCCUCACAGAAUGAUUUUGUUGUGCAGACAGGUCGGUGCUAAUUUCUGACAGAACGUCAGCGGUUAAAGGGAAUCCCGUUACCCCCUCGUUACUGAGGCGCUUCCACAACGUGCUUUGAUCUUGCCACCACACAGACUUCCAUCCUCCGGCGCAGCCUCUCCCAGAACUCGGCGGUGGAGGCAGCUGAGGCGAAGUUAGCCAGGGCGGGAGGAGCCGCCCCCGGCCCCGCCCCGGAUCGGCCCCGCCCCACCAGGCUGGCCCCGCCCCUCGGCCCCGCCGCCCCACUGCGCGCGCGCCCCGGCUCGUGACGUCAUGCCGCAACCUCCCCUCGCUCUACGCGCAGCCCGGAAGCGUCCGCCCGGGCAGCAGAGGCGCUGGAAGAAAGGUUCCGGGCAGGUUGGGUUCCGGGGCUGCCCGCUGAGGCGCGGCGCGGCCCGCGAUGAUCCCGGUGCCGGUGGUGGUGACCGUGCUGGGCGGCUGGUGCGCCGUGUACCUGGCGGACACGCUGCUCAAGUCCUCCAACUCUCUGAAGGCAUCGUACGAGGACUGGCUGCUGACGUACGGCUUGAGCGUCUCUCCCUUUCACCUGCGCUGGCAAACAGCUCUCUUCAACCGCCAGUUCUACAACUGGGGGAGAUGGAAACCCAAAUUUCUCUACUUGUGGUUCAGUGUAGGAAUGGUGUUUGGAAUAGUUGCCAUGUUUGGCUCUGUUAUUCUGCUUGGAAAGACCCUGCUGCAGACACUGACCCAGAUGCUCACCGAGGCUCCGAAAGCCCAGAAUGAUCGAAUGCUGCAAGUCGUGGUGCCUGGUGUCAAUUUGCCCAUCAGCCAGCUGACCUAUUUCUUCUCUGCAAUCCUCAUCAGCGGUGUGAUACAUGAAGUCGGCCAUGGGGUGGCAGCUAUUCGAGAACAAGUACGAUUUAAUGGAUUUGGAAUUUUUAUCUUCAUUGUCUAUCCUGGAGCAUUUGUUGACCUCUUCACAACUCACUUGCAGUUGAUAUCUCCUGUUCAGCAGUUAAGGAUAUUUUGUGCAGGAGUGUGGCAUAAUUUUGUUCUUGGUGUUGCCAGUUUCAUGGUCUUGUUUCUGCUGCCAGCCAUUCUUUUCCCAUUCUAUUACACGGGUGUUGGGGCACUUGUCACUGAGGUUGCAGAGGAUUCUCCUGCCAAUGGACCGAGAGGUCUUUUUGUGGGAGACCUUGUCACAAACCUGCAAGACUGCCCAGUUUAUAAUGUGGAAGACUGGAAUUCCUGUCUGGGAGACAUUUCAGAGAAGUCACAGGUCGGCUACUGUGUAAGUGCAGCCACCCUACAGCAAUUAAGCUUUCCAGCUAGAGUUUACAGAAGACUUGAUGGCACAGUUGAAUGUUGUAGUAACAACAGCCUCACAGACAUUUGCUUUUCAUACAGCAAUAAGUUGGAGAGCCAUCUGUAUGCCUGUAUGCCAGCACGAAAAGUUAUUGAAGCCAGCAAAGUUUGUCGAACCAACAUGGACUGCCAUAAGGACUUCGUUCCAAGCUUUUGUGUGACUCCUUCUUUGGAGAACCAAACAAGGCUAAUCAGGGUAAAGCAUCCACCCCAUAUUGACAUGCUCUAUGUAGGACACCCCAUGCAUCUUCAGUACACAGUAAGUCUCAGCAGUUUUGUACCACGACAAAACUUUCUAAGUAUCGAUCUGCCUGUGAUGAUAGAGACGUUUUGCAAGUACCUAAUCUCACUAUCAGGAGCGCUGGCAGUUAUCAACGCUGUACCCUGCUUCGCUUUGGAUGUGUUCCCCAUAGAAGCUGCUGCAGGCUCAGAGUUCCUUUACAGAAAUGGCCUUUCCAUUAGAAACUGAAGUGGAACCUAAGCUCACAGAUCCUGGCUGGCAGGGAGUACUGAAACAUCCAUGACCAGGUAAAAUAGAUUCUUUUGGCACUUGAGGUGAAAGCCUGGGUAAUUUCAAAGUAUUGACGUAUACUUUUGCACAGUAGCUUUCUUACGAUGAUGCAAGCAGCAACGAGACACCAUGUUUAUUUAUUUGUUGUUGACUAAUUUAUAUCCCCUUCCAGUGCUACCACAGGCUGAGUGGGCCCUUGAAGUUCACUCUUUGGGGUGGCUGGCCUGUGCCUCUCCUUUUCAGUCAUUUCAACCCAGGCAAGUUGGGACAGGUGCUGGUAAGAGAGGGUGAAUCCUUCAAUCCAGUGUGAGCUGGCCCCUUUGGGGACCAUUAAAAGUAAAACAAAGUGCAAGAAAGGAAAACCAAACUACACUCUGUAACCCUAAUUUGUCAUCACUCCUGGAAGCACAGAGAGGUUUCAGAGUAGCAGUUCUGAUGGGCCACUCUGCCAUCCCUCGGUGGACAGGAGACAGGAGCAGCCUGGUCCUUGCACAAGGCCUGGCUCUGAGACUGUUCCAGACUGCUCUCUUACCUCAGUGGCUGUUUUCUUAUCUGAGCUCUUCCUUUCAGUGGCUUUAUAACACUUUCCUCUGCCUCAUCCAAUCUACAGUGCAAAAAAAUAAUUUGGACUUCGAAGUUUUAAUGUAGUUUAGUAAGACAGGGUAUUUACUUUUGAAACAUGUCAAGUUUAAUAUUUAUUUAUUCAUGUUGACUACAAUGGCUUGGAACAAUCCUUUAACAUAGUGCCUCUCAUGGAUAUGUAGGCAACAGAUUUGGGAAAACCCAAAGCUUCUGAAUUGGCAUGCACAAAUUUCAUUUGCUAUAAUGAGGCUGGCAGGCUGUUCCUGGUUAUUUAGUGUGCUACCAAAACAUGAAGUUUUAUCAAAUGAAACUAAAGCCAGUGUACUUUACACAGUCAGUGAAAGCCACAGUUCUACUGAGUAGAACUUCAGUCUAUGUCUGACCUCAUAAGCAAGAAGAGGGUGGAAAAGACAUUGGUCAUGGCUUUAGCAAAACAGACACACUAGUGCACUGUAAAGACCCUAGAUACCCUGUCAUGUAUGAGAGUACUAGAAGUGCUUAAAAAUAAUUCAUGAGUCCAUUUCUCCACAUGCUAAAAUUUGACUGAGUAAGGGUUGAUUUAGGUGCGUACAGGUUCUUUAAAUCAAGACUUUAAGCAAACUGAGUAUGAAUGGUGACCCAGCACAUCUUAGAUUAGUGUGAACAAAGGUAAUAAUUAGGUUGGACUAUUCUCUGAAGAAAAAGUUGUUCAGUGGGUCCAUUUCAUUCUCUGUAAUCCUGACAUAUGGAUUACAUUCUGAUAAGCAUGUGCCAUACAUACACUUACUGGGAUGAUUUUUCCUUGGGUUUUGGUCAUUUAUUUAGCAAGAUAAAGCACAAAAGUACAGAGUGAUUUUUGUGUGUUAGAUUUUUACUGGAGUACUUCUGAUGUGUGUUGUUUUUGUAAAAACAGGAAGUCUUUAAAUUAAAUCCUUCUACAUCUUAUUCUAAUUAGCCCCUCCGAAUCUUUAAUACAGAAUCCCUCAAUAUAAUUUUAGGGCAUAUUGACUGGACUAUAAAACACAGCACUCUUGAAGGUUGGAUGGCUGCUAUUAUUUAUGUAAAUACUAUGCAUUUUAAAUCUGUAUCAGAUGGAAAAAGUAAUGUCUAAUAUUCAGAAAUGUUAUACUUAGCUUUUGUUUGAAAAUUUUCAGAAGAAUUCCAUAAUUAUAAUCAUUGUUCUACUUUUUUUAAUGAAAUAGUUUUUUAUAUCAGCAAAUAUUUACAUAGCAUGUUAUGAUAGUGCAUGAUAUGACAUGAAAAUGGCAAACUCCUUAGCAUGGGGGAUGUUACAUGCUCUUUGCUAACUUAGGAAUUUAAAACCAGCUUGCUUCUGUACAAAUUAAAUGAAAGAGGCUUCAGUAGAAAAAGUAUAGACAAACUUGCAGAUUAGUCAUCCCAAAUUAUGAGCCACAGUGGAAAAUUUGUUAAGUCAUCCCUUUUAUUUAGAAUGAAACAACCAUGUUAACAGUUUCUAUGGCGACCAUGUUAAUAGUUAAUGUGAUAAUUCUACAUUUGUGGAUAUGUGUGUAUACAUACAUUUGUAUAACAGAUACCUACAUAGCCAUAGGAUGGAUUAAUGCUUUUUUUAGGGAUAGCUUACAGCAUAUCCUCCAUAUCCUGCAAUGUAGGCUUUUGUUUUUCCUUAUCUCUGUGAAUUCUCUCUAUGGUUUUCUCUGGAUAUGUUUUCUUCCCAAAAACAAUUCUUAACUUCUUUAUUAACAGAAGACAAGUGAUGCGGACAUGAUGUAACCACAGCUGCAUGAGUUUUGUUCAGCUGGUGUUUAAAGCAUGUUUCUUAUUUCUGUGAAGCCUCAGCUACAAGCAUGGUAAACACAGCUUUUUCAGGGCAACUAAAAAAGGUCAGCCUUCACUCUUUAUACUGCUGCUGUUUGUGCUGUUCUGGAGAACUGGGAUACUGUGUAGAGCAUAUUGAAGAAAUAAAGUUUUCAGGACAGAACUCUCCAUGGCAGUCAGGGUGUUUGAGCUUUCUUUUAAUAAGGAUAUGUUUUGUUCAGUUUAGCACAUCAGCAAUCCCAACGUUCCCAAAGCUUCCCAUACAUUUUACAUGAUGUCAAAGGGUGACCUCUAGGAAUAUUUUUAAAAUAAAUAAUGUAUGUCUUACAAAUUCAGAGCUUUCAUACAGAUCUGGAUAUCACUAAUGACAGAUGAAGAAGGCUUAUAAAGGUUUAUAUAGCCUAGUCUGUAUUUAAUUGUUUUAAAAAUAUGUGAGUUAAACUCUAGAUAUAAGUAGUUAUUUGUAAAAUACGCAUUCUGUACACCUGCAUUCAGACCAGUUUCCACAACCAGUCUUGCCUCAGCUUUGUUCUUGUAAUUUUGUGAGUAAGGAAUCUUGAAUCUUAACACAGGUAAGAUCCAAUGUUGGUAAAUAUUUUAUACCCUCUUUAUCCUGAAUUUCAUGUAAUGCUUUCUAUUAAUUAGUUAUUUAAUGUGACUGAGUUAUCUGGGAUACACACCCUGCAUCAAUGCAGCAUUUGGGAACAUUGCACUGGGGACUGCCAGAAAACAGCAGCUCUGUGACUCCUGGUCCUUGGGCUCAUCCACUCCAUCAUGUGAAGAGCAGAUGGCAGUGUUUAAGGGCAGUGAAGGACUUCAGUUCAUGGCAGCUUUAUGAAACUUUCACACUGCUGACCUGGUGUGAAAGGACAGGAACAAAGAGCAGGAUAUGACACUGCAAUUCCUUUCAUUCCGUUUACAUUGUCAUGAAACCUGAAAAGAACUUGUAAUUAACAUUUCAGAGCAGGAAGAUAUGUUUUCCAGCCCUUCACUGAAUCAUUCAGUGACUGGUGGUCAAACUUUUUUCUUAACACUUUGUCAUUCCUUCGAUAAAUAUGUGCUGAAUAAGUAGCAGGGGUAGUUGUAGCUUAUUUUGUAAAAUGGACUUGGGUAUUUCUCACCUCUGGAUGUUCAUCCUGGAAUGGUUUUUGCAGCAUCAUAAUAUAAUUGAUCUUCAUUGAUACUGGGUUGAAAGUUUGGAGGCUAUUUCCAAGCCAUCACUAGGAAAAACUAUUUCCAAGUUGUUUGUUAAUAUUUUAAAUUAAUCUUUUCCUUACAUGACAUUGUUUUUAGAUUUCAUAUACUCAGUUGAUCUUAUCUGAAGUCUGUCAAUGGAAUAGGUAUUGUUUAGAAAUUCACUGUGGGGUUUUUUUCCCUCUACAUGGCCUUAUUUUUCAAACUGACUCACAGCUGUGGAAUGUUAGAUUUCUAGACCCUUUGUUCCCACUAUGCAUUGUUCACGAUCAUGGGUUUUUUUAAAAAACUGGAAAAAAAGAAAGCUUCAUUUUGAAAAUGUCAGCUAACAAAUAUAUGGAACACUGAAUAAUGUAUUGUGGUUUUGUUUUGCUUUUUUCUCUAUUUAAUUAACCAAACAAUAAGUAUUGUUUUCUAUGUAUGAUAAAUGUAUCCUGCAAAUAAAUUCAUUGUCUGAUUGUUGA